AUGGACUCGUCUAUGUACCUGUAUGAUGUCCCCCCAGUUUUGAUGGAGAAGUUUUGUAAGAUAAUCGACAGCGGUGAUGACAGCCUCGGAUGGCGCGGGCUCGCGUCGCGUAUCGUGCCAAGUUGGACGGAGGUGCGACGCACCGAGAGGCUGGAGGCGAUAGGCAAGAGCCCCACGCGAGAACUCAUCUGGGCGUGGGCGCAACAGAACAAAACUGUUGGGGACCUUGUGAAGGUGUUGGAGGAUAUGUGUCACUACAGAGCUCUGCAGCUCUUUAGUCCUCAAGUGUGUGUUUUCGUCACCACGUCCUGUUUUCUUAGUCACCCACCUGCCAGCGAGUCGACCCGACCUGGUUGGAACCAGUCUAAUUAUCACGUGUCAAGUGAAGGUAGAAACCACAGGCUUGUGAUCACCUACUCAGACGUCAUAGAGGGAACUAGACAUUUUCACCAGGACAUGAAGAUCUCCGAGGGCAGCUUCUCUGCUGUCUACAGAGUGGUGAAGGGAAAUGAAACCUUCGCUGUCAAGCUCUUCAAGCAGGUGCAGAAAGCCUCAUGGAGGAAGUUGUGGGAUCUAUUCAGGAGAGAGAUGGAAGUUCAUCAUCUCUACCAGCAUCCUAACAUCUUAGAGCUGUUGGGUUGUUACUCUGAUGGUGAUCGUUACUGGCUGGUAUACCCUUACCUUCCCAACGGAUCACUGUUCCACAGACUGCAUGACCAGAACGCAGUGCCUCCUCUCUCAUGGCAGGAGCGCCUGGACAUCAUCAAGGGGACGGCUAAGGCUGUACAUCACCUACACAUGGCCCAGCCCUGCACUGUGGUCUGUGGUAACAUCACAAGUUCUAACAUCCUGCUAGACGAGCGGCUGCAGCCCAAGCUGUCUGAUUUUGGGACGGCCCGUCUCAGACCCCACUCCGUCAGUCAGAGCUGCACCGUUACCUUGGAUACGACCUUCGGAACCCUGGGCUACCUGCCGGAGGAAUACAUACGAGACGGAAAGCUGUCCGUCAGUCUGGACGUGUUCAGCUUGGGAGUGGUUAUAAUGGAAAUUAUAACGGGACGGAAAGCUAGAGAGGAGACUCCUAAACACACCCUGCUGAGAAACGUCCUACGUGAAGAGGUGGAGGACACUGGCAGUGUAGACUCCUGUCUUCAGUAUCUGGACCCGAGAGCUGGUCUUUGUCCCCACUCUAUGUCCUUUACCUUGUUGCGUCUAGCCCUGGACUGCACCUCUACACGACCACGCAACAGACCCACCAUGGAGAAUGUGUUACAGGUAUUGAGCCAGCUGCUUCCCCUGCCGUGCCCACCUGAAGACCAGCCCCACACGCUGAC
Oncorhynchus mykiss (rainbow trout) is the source of this 1334-nucleotide messenger RNA. RefSeq names its product interleukin-1 receptor-associated kinase 3 (gene irak3). Gene Ontology annotation, molecular function: protein binding; ATP binding; protein kinase activity. Gene Ontology annotation, cellular component: plasma membrane. The record is from RefSeq and is marked provisional. Lineage: Eukaryota; Metazoa; Chordata; Actinopteri; Salmoniformes; Salmonidae. Gene Ontology annotation, biological process: signal transduction; protein phosphorylation.